Messenger RNA from Ruditapes philippinarum (Manila clam), 529 nucleotides. Its product is annotated as thioredoxin reductase-like selenoprotein T1b. Gene Ontology annotation, cellular component: endoplasmic reticulum membrane. The transcript is spliced from 4 exons. The annotation marks the transcript as partial. Lineage: Eukaryota; Metazoa; Mollusca; Bivalvia; Venerida; Veneridae. Gene Ontology annotation, molecular function: thioredoxin-disulfide reductase (NADPH) activity. Gene Ontology annotation, biological process: cell redox homeostasis. The record is from RefSeq and is a predicted model, not a curated record.
UUUGCAUUUAAUUUCUUCAGAAAAAUAUGGCCGACAUGUCACACCUGCCAAUUGUGGCAGGCUUGUUUUUGUUUGUUUUUCUGACUUGGAGGGAUUUGUCAGGAACUGAACAGUCCUCACACGUACACAAAGACAUCAAGGCCCCAAAACUAGCACAAUUUGCUACCCCAACCAUCAAGUUUUUAUAUUGUUAUUCCUGAGGGUACCGGAAAGUCUUUGAGCAGUAUUCACAUGUGCUGCAUGAGAAGUUCCCACAUUUCAGUGUAGAAGGAGAUAAUUACCCUCCUCCACCAAUGCGGCAACUUUUUGCUCAAGGACUUGGUAUUCUUAAAAUCAUUAUCAUUGCUAUGGUCGUCCUCGGCCAGAAUCCAUUCCCUCAUCUUAACAUUGAUACCCCAAGUAUCUUCACUUGGGCAGUGGAGAACAAAUUGUAUGCCUGUCUGAUGAUAUUUUUUGUCAGCAAUGCCAUUGAAGGACAACUUAUAUCCACAGGGGCCUUUGAAAUAUCUUUUAAUGAUGUGCCAGUUUG